Molecule: messenger RNA, 1719 nt
Organism: Cygnus atratus (black swan)
Lineage: Eukaryota; Metazoa; Chordata; Aves; Anseriformes; Anatidae
Gene: RPH3AL
Product: rabphilin 3A like (without C2 domains)
Exons: 9
Coding region: 95-1039 (314 amino acids)
Biological process (GO): intracellular protein transport
Molecular function (GO): small GTPase binding
Source: RefSeq, a predicted model, not a curated record
GGCUCUGUGUGUCAGCAGCAGAUAGCAGGCGGAGGUGCAGCACGCUGAACCACAGCACGGGGGUGUGACCCCUGCCUCCUCCCAGCCUGGUGCCAUGGCCGACACGAUUUUUGGCAGUGGGACGGGCCAGUGGGUGUGCCCCAAUGACCGGCAGCUGGCUCUGCGUGCCAAGCUCCAGACGGGCUGGUCAGUGCACACGUUCCAGACGGAGAAGCAGAGGAAAAUGCAGGCUCUGAGCCCGCAGGAACUCGAGGUCAUUCUGGAAGUCAUCCGCAAGGCAGAGAAAUUGGACGUCGUCGAGCAGCAGCGCAUAGGGCGCCUGGUGGAGCGGCUGGAGAACAUGAGAAAGAACGCGAUGGGAAACGGCCUCUCCCAGUGUUUGCUCUGCGGGGAGCUGCUCGGGCUGCUGGGGAGCACCUCGGUCUUCUGUCAGGACUGCAAAAAGAAAGUUUGUACCAAAUGUGGCAUAGAAACCUUUGGAACCCAGAAACGUCCUCUUUGGUUGUGCAAGAUCUGCAGCGAACAGAGAGAGGUUUGGAAGAGGUCUGGCGCGUGGUUCUACAAGGGGCUGCCCAAGUACAUCACGCCUUUGAAGAGCAGCAGCAAACCCACCGAGGUGCACUCACAGCCUCGGCAGAGCGAGCCAGCCGUGUCGGAGGCUGAGGGCGUCGGGACCAGCCGUUCCUUCACCUGGGCCAGGGGCAAAGUGGUUUCUAGUGACAGCGAGAGCGACUCGGAGCUCAGUUCCUCCAGCCUGGAUGAGAAGCCCUCGCCUGUGGGGUCAAAAGGCUCGCAGGACAGAAAGCAGCAAGCAGGACUGGCACCCAGUGGGGAGCCCAGCCGGCCCGCGGGCAGGGUGCUGGCGAGCACCCACCCCCCUGCCCUCUCAGGGAGCUGCAGCGGCCUGGGCAGCGAGCAGGGGGCUGCCCUCAGCGCCACUGAGAGCUGCCAGAGCGACCACCCGCCGGAGGGGCACGACAGCGAUGUCGGCAGCAGAGUCCCCGGCAAACGGUACGUUCACACCAGAACCCGCUGCUGACGGAGGUGAAGACGGAGCUGCUUGCCUGGAUCCAACACUUGCCCACUCCUGUAGACCUCACUCCAGACAACAACUGCCACCAGCAGGGACUUCUUUGACGCUGGCUCUUGUACAGACAUUAGCAGCACGUGGGGAAGUGCUGGCCUGUCCUCCCUGCCUUGCUGACCUGAUUUCUGGUUUGGUUUCGUUUGGUUCCCUUCCUACCCGUGACAUAUGCUGGGAGAAGGGUGCUGUACCAUGGGGCCCAGCUGUGUGUCUGCUGGAAGGGGCAAAGUGCUCACUGGGGCUGAAGAAAUGUGUGCUGCUUCUUCUGGCCUGCCAAACUCAGCCCAGGGUUCUGCUCCUGGCCUCACAGUCCUGGCUUUGAUUUCUUCAGGGGAAAGGGGAAUUCACCCCCGUGCUCCUGAAAUAGGGUGUGAGGAGACCACAGCCCCUGUAGUGCUUCUCACCCAAGGGUGAUUUUCUCUCUGUGAGCCCCGAGGGUGAGAGCGGGCUCUGAUUUGCACUAGACUCCAUGUGCCUGGGUUGUCACUCCUUGUAUGUCUUGUCCUUGUUGUUCUGGUUUGAGGUGGUAUGGGUCUGGUGGAGGCAUCCCAAAUGAGCUGCUGAAGCUGAGCUCCCUUCCCCUGAGGUAUCCCUCCCAGACAGGGCUGUCUGCUCAGGGAGGCACUUCAGUGAGU